CAACUGGGCGGGGAAGGUGCAGUGGGAUCUAAAGAAAGGUUGGGCGCCCGUGGGCCAGAGCACUACCCCAGCUCAAUAGGAAGGAAAGGAAGCAGAGAGGUGCACAAAAAGAGGCGAGCCGAGGCCAAAGGUAGCCAAGUCUCCUCUCCCCGCAGUGCUUCGUCCCGGCCAGAGACCUCCGCCACGGCCGCGUCACCUCCAGCGGCAGUGGCCGCCGGCGGAGCAGUCUGAGCCCGACGAUGAGGCCGGGGACGGGAGCGGAGCGUGGAGGCCUCAUGGUGAGUGAAAUGGAGAGCCAUCCUCCUUCGCGGGGUCCCGGGGACGGGGAGCGGAGAUUGUCCGGCUCAAGCCUCUGCUCCAGCUCUUGGGUCUCUGCUGACGGCUUCCUGAGGAGACGGCCCUCGAUGGGGCACCCUGGCAUGCAUUAUGCCCCAAUGGGAAUGCACCCUAUGGGUCAGAGAGCGAAUAUGCCUCCUGUACCUCAUGGAAUGAUGCCGCAAAUGAUGCCCCCUAUGGGAGGGCCGCCAAUGGGACAAAUGCCUGGAAUGAUGUCUUCAGUAAUGCCUGGAAUGAUGAUGUCUCAUAUGUCUCAGGCUUCCAUGCAGCCUGCCUUACCGCCAGGAGUAAAUAAUAUGGAUGUAGCAGCAGGUACAACAUCUGGUGCAAAAUCAAUGUGGACCGAGCAUAAGUCACCUGAUGGAAGGACUUACUACUACAAUACUGAAACAAAACAGUCUACUUGGGAGAAACCAGAUGAUCUGAAAACACCUGCUGAGCAACUUUUAUCUAAAUGUCCCUGGAAGGAAUACAAAUCUGACUCUGGAAAGCCUUACUAUUAUAAUUCUCAAACAAAAGAAUCCCGCUGGGCCAAACCUAAAGAACUUGAGGAUCUUGAAGGAUACCAGAAUACCAUUGUUGCUGGAAGUCUUAUUACAAAAUCAAACCUGCAUGCAAUGAUCAAAGCUGAAGAAAGCAGUAAGCAAGAGGAGUGCACCACAACAUCAACAGCCCCGGUUCCUACAACAGAAAUUCCGACCACCAUGAGCACCAUGGCUGCUGCAGAAGCCGCUGCCGCUGUUGUUGCCGCCGCCGCCGCCGCCGCUGCUGCCGCCGCCGCAGCCAAUGCCAGUGCUUCCACCUCUGCUUCAAACACUGUCGGUGGAACUGGCCCAGUCGUUCCUGAGCCAGAAGUUACUUCGAUUGUUGCUACCGUUGUAGAUAACGAGAAUACAGUGACAAUUUCAACUGAAGAACAAACACAACUUACUAGUACUCCUGCUGUUCAGGAACAGAGUAUGGAAGUAUCCAGUAAUACUGGAGAAGAAACAGCUAAGCAGGAAACUGUAGCUGAUUUUACUCCCAAAAAAGAAGAGGAGGAAAGCCAACCAGCAAAGAAAACCUAUACUUGGAAUACAAAGGAAGAGGCAAAGCAAGCGUUUAAAGAAUUAUUGAAAGAAAAGCGGGUACCAUCUAAUGCUUCAUGGGAACAAGCUAUGAAAAUGAUCAUUAAUGAUCCACGAUACAGUGCUUUAGCAAAGUUGAGUGAAAAAAAGCAAGCCUUUAAUGCUUACAAAGUCCAGACAGAGAAAGAAGAAAAAGAAGAAGCACGAUCAAAAUACAAAGAGGCUAAGGAAUCCUUUCAGCGUUUUCUUGAAAAUCAUGAGAAAAUGACUUCCACAACCAGAUACAAAAAAGCAGAGCAAAUGUUUGGAGAGAUGGAAGUCUGGAAUGCAAUAUCGGAACGUGAUCGUCUUGAAAUCUAUGAAGAUGUUUUAUUCUUUCUUUCAAAAAAAGAAAAGGAGCAAGCAAAGCAGUUACGGAAGAGAAAUUGGGAAGCCUUAAAAAACAUACUUGACAACAUGGCUAAUGUAACAUACUCUACUACCUGGUCUGAAGCCCAGCAGUAUCUGAUGGAUAAUCCAACUUUUGCAGAAGAUGAGGAAUUACAGAACAUGGAUAAAGAAGAUGCAUUAAUUUGCUUUGAAGAACACAUCCGAGCUUUAGAAAAGGAAGAAGAAGAAGAAAAACAGAAGAGUUUGCUGAGAGAAAGGAGACGACAGCGUAAAAAUAGAGAAUCUUUUCAGAUAUUUUUAGAUGAACUGCACGAACAUGGACAACUGCAUUCUAUGUCAUCUUGGAUGGAAUUGUAUCCAACAAUUAGUUCCGACAUUAGAUUUACUAAUAUGCUUGGUCAACCGGUUUUUUCAUUAGGAUCAACUGCACUUGACCUUUUCAAGUUUUAUGUUGAGGAUCUUAAAGCACGUUAUCAUGAUGAGAAGAAAAUAAUAAAAGACAUUCUAAAGGAUAAAGGAUUUGUAGUUGAAGUAAAUACGACUUUCGAAGACUUUGUGGCCAUAAUCAGUUCAACUAAAAGGUCAACCACGUUAGAUGCCGGAAAUAUUAAGUUGGCUUUCAACAGUUUACUAGAAAAGGCAGAAGCUCGUGAACGCGAACGAGAAAAAGAGGAGGCUCGAAAAAUGAAACGAAAAGAAUCUGCAUUUAAGAGUAUGUUGAAACAAGCUACUCCUCCAAUAGAAUUGGAUGCUGUCUGGGAAGAUAUCCGGGAGAGAUUUGUAAAAGAGCCAGCAUUUGAGGACAUAACUCUAGAGUCUGAAAGAAAACGAAUAUUUAAAGAUUUUAUGCAUGUGCUUGAGCAUGAAUGUCAACAUCAUCAUUCAAAGAACAAGAAACAUUCUAAAAAAUCGAAAAAACAUCACAGGAAACGUUCCCGCUCUAGAUCGGGAUCAGAUUCAGAUGAUGACGACAGCCAUUCAAAGAAAAAAAGACAGCGAUCAGAGUCUCGGUCUGCCUCAGAACAUUCUUCUAGUGCUGAGUCUGAGAGAAGUUAUAAGAAGUCAAAAAAACAUAAGAAGAAAAGCAAGAAGAGGAGACAUAAAUCUGACUCUCCAGAGUCAGAUGCUGAGCGAGAGAAGGAUAAAAAAGAAAAAGACCGAGAAAGUGAAAAAGACAGAACUAGACAAAGAUCAGAAUCAAAACACAAAUCACCUAAGAAAAAGACUGGAAAGGAUUCUGGGAAUUGGGAUACUUCUGGCAGUGAACUGAGUGAAGGGGAAUUGGAAAAGCGCAGAAGGACCCUUUUGGAGCAACUGGAUGAUGAUCAAUAAAUUAUACCAAAUAUAUGUUUACAGUAUGAUUUAAAGUCUAAUUCAGACCAGGGACUCUAUUUUAAAGUUCAAUUGAAAUAACACUGGGUUUUAAUUAUAUCACAGGAAAAAAAAGUGCAUUUAAGUAUUGUUAUUGUGGACUUUAUAAAAAGCAAAGGAAAUUGAAAAUAACUUUUGAUUCUGUAUCAAGAAUCAUAUUUUCAUACGGUCAUAACUGUCUUUCUGUGACCCUUUCAUAGGGCACUGCAGGAUGGAUUAAAGGUGGCAAUUCACUGAUAACUGCAGAUGUCUCUACUUUGUUCUGAAGUCUAAGUCAUGAGGCGAUUUGAUUUACUUUAUAGAAGUUGGAUUUUGAAGAUAUAAUGAAAAUUUUUUUGAUAUUUAGUAGUACAAAAAAAGCACCAGCAACUGACAAAACUGCUUUUUUGUGCACUACCCAACUGGUUAAAGCUGAUACGAUCUUUUAUGGUGAACUCAGAAAUAGAUGUUCUUAACGGAAACCCGGUAGACCCUUAACUAUAGUGGUGCUAAUGAGCACUACUAUAAUAAAGCCACCAUUAUUUUUUAUGAAACACCUGAAUACAUUUUAAAAAAAGGCUGUUGUGAGGGCAUUAUUUUGAGGUGAUGUUUUAAAAGUUAACAUCAAAUCAAAUUGUAAAUUAGUUUAAAUAUAUUGCCUUAAGGACCUACUAAAGAAUGUGCCACCAAACUUUAAGUGAUAGUUGCAAUAUCCUUGUCUGAAACAAAAAUCAAUGUUGACUUAAACAUUUUCUUUAACAGUUGUUUUUUUUUUUUUUUUAAUCCGAUCUUUUCUCUUUUUUUCAUUGAGGAAGUCUUUUACCUUCCCUACUCACUGAGAAGUAUUGACUUCGUGGUACACAUUCUAAAGCAUUUCUGAUUUGAAUAUUUUUGUACAUUUUUAUCAAUUAUUAAACCUUCUCUUCUAGCGUG
Messenger RNA from Zalophus californianus (California sea lion), 4076 nucleotides. RefSeq names its product pre-mRNA processing factor 40 homolog A (gene PRPF40A). Gene Ontology annotation, cellular component: U2-type prespliceosome; U1 snRNP. Gene Ontology annotation, biological process: mRNA cis splicing, via spliceosome. Gene Ontology annotation, molecular function: RNA binding; protein binding. The transcript is spliced from 27 exons. The record is from RefSeq and is a predicted model, not a curated record. Bases 240 to 3125 code for a protein of 961 amino acids. NCBI's taxonomy places the organism in Eukaryota, Metazoa, Chordata, Mammalia, Carnivora, Otariidae.